AUGGGGAAAGGAAUACUUGCAUAUGCCCUGCUGGCUUUGGGUAGCGAGGCUUCUGUGAUCUCACAGCUCUCCGGCCCUGGAAGGUUGACUGGCUCUAACUUUGGAAUCGUGGGAAAGAAUGCAACGUACGAUUAUGUUAUUGUUGGAGGUGGACUGGCAGGCUCCGUCGUAGCUUCACGACUCACACAGUACAGUAACGCAUCCGUAGCGUUGGUGGAAGCUGGAAAUUUCUACGAGUUGAGCAAUGGCAACUGGAGUCAGAUCCCAUACUGGUCGGAGCAAUGGGUCGGAGCUGAGGAAGACGAUUGGCAGCCGAACAUUGACUGGGGCCUUUUCACCGAGCCACAGGUCAACGGCAAGAGUAUCCAUUAUGCUCAAGGAAAGAAUCUGGGUGGCAGCAGUGGCAGAAAUCAGAUGAUGUACCACCGGCCUACGAAGGGUGCUUAUCAGCUCUGGGCAGACACUGUGGGCGACCAGGCCUACACCUGGGAGAACAUGACGAAGUAUCUGGAACGGAGUAUGCGUUUCACUCCGGAUGCAACGAAUCGAACUGCGUACAAGGGAGAUAUGGUCUAUGCCACGGACGCAUACUCUCCCACUGGAGGACCACUCCAUGUCAGCUACCCGAAAUAUGUCAACCCUCUGAGUCGAUAUGGCCAGCAGGCUUUUGCUGCCACCGGACAAAAGCAACUCCCUGGUUUCGCAAGUGGUGAUCUAGAUGGCUAUGGCUGGUGGCAGUUCACGAUCGAUCCGACGACCGGACUCCGUAGCUCUGCGGAGAGUUCAUUUUUGGAGCAGUCUUUCGGUCGUAGAGGCUUGACCACCUACGUCAACACUAUGGGCCGCAACAUCCUCUUCCAGAACGGCACUGCGAAGGCUGUCAAUGUUACUGGGCUUGGAGGCGAGCGACCGUUCACAUUGACUGCAACGAGGGAAGUUAUCGUGUCUGCUGGUGCGUGGCACUCACCACAGCUACUAAUGGUCUCUGGAAUUGGCCCGAAGGCGACUCUGCAAAACUUCAGCAUCCCCGUGGUGAAAGAUGCACCUGGUGUAGGACAGAACAUGUGGGAUACAACGAACCCCGGAGGCCCAGUCUAUGAGAUUUCCGUUGCUGGGUACUCUACAUGGCAGCAAGAAGGGUUCAUGGAUGAAGCAAUCAGCCAACUGGUGUCUAAUGGAAGUGGGCCACUUACCAAUAUCGGCUUAGACAUUGGCAACUGGGACUUUCUUCCCGGUGCAAAUCUCAGCAACAGCACCCGCGAAGCACUCAAGUUCUUCCCAUCCGACUGGCCGAUCAUUGAAAACUCCCUGUCCAGCUCUGGCUCCAUCUUGACCGCAACCAGCGGACAGACACAAUACGGCGCUGUCGGCUGCCUUCUCAUUGCAGCUACCAGCCGCGGAAACAUGACGAUUCAAUCUGCGAGCAACAUGGAUCGACCAAUUAUCAAUCCCAACUGGCUCAUGAACAAAGAAGACCAGGAGGUCGCCGUCGCUGCCUACCGCCGUGCUCGAGAAGUAUGGGCAGCGAUCCCCGACGGCAUCAAGGUCGGAGACGAGGCGUUCCCAGGCGAGAACGUAACUACCGACGCUCAGUUGCUGGAAGCAAUAAAGAAGAAUCUCACACCUAUUCACCACGCCAGCUCGUCUUGUGCCAUGGGCAAGAACAGUGAUCCGAUGGCCGUUGUGGAUUCGAAGGCCAGAGUUUUGGGUGUGCAGAAGUUGAGAGUCAUCGAUUCGAGCAGUUUCCCAUUCACGCCGCCGGGACACACGCAGGGUGUUACAUAUGCUCAUGCGGAGAAAUUAGUGGACGAUGUGCUGUCAGAUUACUACACUUCAAUGGGGAUGAGAUACAAUGCGACGGCCGGCACUUAA
Messenger RNA from Lecanosticta acicola, 1872 nucleotides. The record is from the annotation of a GenBank genome assembly. NCBI's taxonomy places the organism in Eukaryota, Fungi, Ascomycota, Dothideomycetes, Mycosphaerellales, Mycosphaerellaceae.